CUCCUCUUCAUUGUUUUUGUGUCUCUCUGAGCGUUCCCUGCAUCCAUCCACAGAAAAACUACAACUCCCACAAUUCCCUGGGAUUUAAAUGAAGCCAGCUACGGGUGCCCGGAUGGCUUGACAGUCAGGCACGUUGGAAGGCACAGCGGAGACUGAGGCGCACUGAGACAGAGAGCUGGAAUUGCAGAGGCUUCGGACGCACGGUCGAUGUUCGCCUCCCGCAUACCGGGGAGUCCCGAUCCCGUCAGCAGCCCCGGAGCCCAGGGUCCCACUGCGGUCAUGUCAGCGCCUUCAACUGGAAGGAGACUGUGAGAGAAAAACCCCUCUCUCCCCUUAUUUAAAAUCUCUUCCCCCUUUUUUUUGUGUCAUUUUCCCCACAUUUGUGGGUGCAGAUAUUGGUGUUGAAGCCACAGCAGGAGCGGUUUUUCCAGCUGACGCGCGGCAGGGCAGGAGGAGACGGCGCUUUACAUUGAUGUGGGAGGACAGUCUCCCUCCGAAGCGGGGAGCUCCGAUGAAGGGGAGAUGUGGCUCGGUGACGGCUGCAGCCGUCAAGGCUACGGCUCCGUGAGCCGGCGUGAAGAGCAGCGUGCGCCGCCAGCCGCACCAGCCAGCCCGCGCUGGACCGCGACCGCUCCGGAGACUCCGGCUCUCUGCGUGCAUGCAACCAUGGGCAAAAGACAGAAGCUGAGGGAAGAGAGAGAACUAUGUGAGCUCUCCACUGCAGUAUUGAUGACCCAAUGAUCCCCUGCAGAACAGAGCCAGUCAGGCAGACAGAGUGAGGCUCAACCCAGAAUCAAAAUCAGCACCGCGAUCAUUUGGUGCUUGAAUCUUCUCUUGUCAUCUGUGGGAGACAGCUUAAGCUGAGGAGGUGCUCAGCUGCAGACGGCUGAAAUCAUUUCUUUUCCUCCCUCACUAUCAGCUAAACUGUCUACUGAAUGAGUGGUUCAUCGGGUCAUUUACAUUCCAGCCAAACUGGGGCUCCAGUGGGCUGUGGCGAGACUCCGGCUGAGGAGAAGGGCUGCGUGGGGGGGUCUGAGGGGGUGGAAGGACCUGAACUCUGGACGAGGGAACUCUUGCUCCAGCCGGGGUUCCAGGAAACGGCUCGUGAUGGACUGGCACUGGUGACCCCUGACCACGUCCCCCCCUCCUCUCCAUCCACCCUGGCCAACGGCGUCCACCUGCAGAGAAGGCUCAAGCACAGCACCUGCCGGCGGAGGCCCAGCGAGACUCACACCACCACCGACACCCACACGGCCGCAGAGACGCACACGGCCGCGGAGACGCACGCAUUUGCAGAGACACUUAGAAAUAUGCAAACACAUAUAGACCCGGAUGUGCACACGCAGACGUUUUCAUAUAUGGACAAUGGCGGGCACAAGGAAAUCACCACUCACGUGAGUUCUGUAGGCCCAGAGCUCUCUAAAACCCUCACAUCAGAGGCCAUACGUACAACGUCACCCAAGCCUUUGUCCUUGGCACUGGGCAAUCAUGCUGCCUCCAUCAAUCAAGUGGCAGCCCCGGUCCAAACCUCGGAGGCAGACCCGCCCUCAACGCUUUGUCUGGUCCCUCCUGUUGCAAACCCGAGCACGGGCUCCUCCCCUCUCCCCGUGGAGACAGAAAAGAAGUACGCACUCCGCAGCUCUGGGCGCCCUCGCUUCCGCUGUCACCUACGCAAGUCCUCCCGCCUGCGGCGAAGCAUAGAGGACGAUGAAAAAAAAACGGAGGGAGAGAAGGAGGAAAUACUGGAGGAGAAAAUCUGGAUGGUGAAGGAGGAGGAGGUGGUGGCUGCCGGGGAUAAAAAGGAGCAAUCAUCUGUGGAAGCCACUCUCCCCACGCCUGCCAGUCAAACUGACCUUGCUCUUGCACUAACUGUACCUAAACCCGCUCCUAAGGUUCUACCUAAACCUGGGCCCAGACUCGGCCAUAGACCCGGACCUAAAUCUCGGUGCAGGCCCUCGCCCAAACCUGUACACAAAGCAGGUCCUAAGAGCGUUAUGAAGCAGCGCCAGGCGGCCCAGGCCAUCUACCAAUGUGCCACUCCUAUUCAUCCAAUCGCAUCCUGCCUCCCGGCACCGGUGUCUGCGGUGAAAGGACAACCUGUUGCAGAGUUGGGGGGGUGUCCUCCCAAUAACAGCAGACGAGGACGUUAUGUCGGCGUGAGGAAGAUCGUCGUCAAGGUGGCUCGCAUUCCUGUGAGUCUUAGCCGCCGACAGAAGAGCUACAAAAUUUCUAAUUUGGAGACGGUUGCAGUGACAGAGAAAAGUAACGAUGGAAACCUGGAGGGCUCCGAGGCCGUCCGGGAGCCCACUGCCCUCCUCCGCAUGAAGAACAAUGGAAAAAGCGUGAUGGUGAUGUUCCCCCCCGGAGAGCUGCCCGUUAUCCUCAAGCGCAGGCGAGGACGGCCGCCCAAACAGGCCUUGAACACGGCCGUGCAGGGGGAGCCUCCAAACGCCGCCGCCGGCGCUGCUGGAGACCAGGCCAAGAAGCCUCGGAGGCGACGGCGGACUAAACUGCCUUUUCCGUUCCCGUCGUACGUUAAUGAUACGAAUGAUGUGAAAACAGAGUACGGGGAUGUUCUUUCCAAACUGGCCUUUUUAAACCGCCAACCUCCCGCUACCGGCCGCUGCUCUCCGCCUCGCUGCUGGACGCCCAGUGAGCCGGAAAGCUUUCAUGCUCCCUUGGAAAACCCGGGAAUAUCCACCCUGCUCCACAGGCUCACGGCGUACAGACGCCCCAGAGGUGGCAGGGGAGGGGGGCACGGGAGAGGUGGAGGAGCAGCGGGGGGCGUUGGGGGUCCUGGGUGCAAUAAGAGUACUUUCAGUGAUUUCUUUGAAUCUAUAGGAAAAAAGAGGAAACUGAGCCCUUCGUCUGAGCGUGGAUUACCCAGGAAAAGAGGGAAAGGUGCGGGCGGAGGAGGGGUAGGUAGAGGAGGCGGUGUGGUGGGAACAGAGCCUGGGGGGGAGAAAAUAUUCAGGAAGAGACGUAUGAAAAAAAACGGUGCGUUUAAAGGGGUGGGAAUGUCCAUGGGGAAGGACUGGCCCAACGGAGCAGGAGGCUGGGGCGACGAGAGGGCCAUGGACAAGGAGAAAGGUCUGGGUGGCUAUCAAGUCUGUGGCGCUCCAAGAGGGGACUUCUCUUCCUGUGAAUUUGGACGGGGAGGUGGCUACGGCGGGGCGGGAGGAAGCAGAAGGCUCGGGCCGGCUGGAGAGGACUCCCAAGGUCUAUUUGCUGGUUAUUUUCGAUCACUGCUCGACUCUGAUGACUCCUCAGACCUGUUGGACAUUUCCUCCGCGCAGUCGGACCCCCGCAAAGCUUCAUCCACUCCUGGCUACGAGCCGUCCAGCCCCGUGGCCGGUCACAGCUGGUCCCCUGCAUUUCCCAAGUGGAGCACGAAGGGUGCGAGUUCCGGGGUGGAGGGUUCAUCCCAGGCACACUGCUCCUCCUCCAGGCCCCCCUAUAACUACAGCGGCAUGGCCCAAACGUCCCCCACCACUUCAGCCUAUCCUAAAUCUACUCCUCCAUCUCUGUCCCACUCCCCUAGUUCCCCCCAUCCCUCCUCCUACGGUCACUACUCCUCCAGCUACUCCUGCUCUUCUCCCGCAGUGCCACAAAGAUCCUCAGACUGCAGUUUUCCGUACCGGGCCGGUCACGGCAGCUGUAAGGCCCCCCCUGUUGGUCAAAUGGGUUACUCUAGUUUCCAGGCAGCAGCAGCCAAGCAGGGUUACGGCGGAUAUCUCGCAGCAAGCCAUUCUUCUGUCGUGCGAGGGGAGCUGACGGGACCCACGUCACCUGGAGGAGGGUACAUGUCUGUGGCCAAAAGCAGCCCCUUCAGCUUAUCCUCCCCGGAGGUUUACAAGCCGUACAGCUCCAAUCAGUGGAGCUGCAGGCAAGGUUAUGGCGGCUGGUCAACAGACAGCUUCGGGUCUCAGUAUCACGGCUACAGUGAAUAUGGCUCCAGUGAGUCCAAAGACAUCCUGGAUAUCUCUAACUACACCCCCCAGAAGGCUAAGCGGCAGCCGUUUCCUGACAGUCUGUCAGAAUCCUCCUCCGACUCGUCACAUCUCGGCUCCACGGCCGCCGGCGGCGGCCAGAACUCCACGGGUGGCGCGUACAAACAACACGAGGCCGGGUCAGUCGGUGGAGAGGGGGGGCAAUCCAGUCUGUCCAGCCUGGAGAAACUGAUGAUGGAUUGGCACGAGACCGCUUCGGGCCCGUCGUACAACUGGAGCCAGAACGUCCUGUUCACGGGCGGCGGGACGAGCAAGCCUGGCCGCGGUCGCAGAAAACGGACGGAACCACAUUUAGAAAAAGAAGGGUGUUCUGCGUUACACUCCGACUCCCCGUCCAGUCCCUCCCCAACGCCUACUCCUGGACCUAAGCGGGGAGGGGUUGGAGGACGGGGUAGAGGGUCUAGAGGGGGGAGAGGAGGUCUGUCUCCCUGUCAGAAAGAGCGGCCAUCAGGGUCCAAAGGCAGAGGCAAGGCUUCCUCUGCGCCGGGGGCAGGACUAGCAGUGUCUGCUGGAGGUCCUGAGGGAUCUGGGUUGUUUCACGAGGGUCUGGAUUAUUACAGCGGAGACAGUAGUAGCCUUUCUCCCCUGGCCACUCCUAACCCUGCUCCCCCUUCCAGCUACCUCCAGGAGCCCUGCGAGUACCCCUCCCCUUAUUCAGCCCACCCGUCCACACCAUCUUCUGAGGACCGAUAUCCAGUCCUAUACCCUGGCGAGUCCUGCUCUUCCCUUUCACCCAGUGUCUCAUCUCCCCCUUACCCUCCCAAGCCCACCCCUCCACCUCCCCAGUCUUUCCACCUCGCUCCCUCCAGGACCUUCUCCCCAUCCUGCUCCCCCUCACCACGAUUAACUCCCCACUGUAGCAUAGCACUAAGCCCCUCGCAACGAGCCCCUGCAAAGGACCACCAGUUUUCCCAGUACGACUCCCCCAGCUACUGCAGCUCCCCUUACUGGUACGGACAGACGUCGCACAGCGGCAGCCCCAGCCCGCACUCCCACUCCAACACGGCCAUGCACGUACACAGCAACCCGCACACGAGUCCUCACGGGAAUACACCCGCUAAUUCCCUCACCAGCCCGACUACAAACACGCAGACGCACAUGACGUCCCCGGAUACGCAUCAUCACAGCACGCAGCCCCACACGAGCCUGAGCUCGCACACGCCCUCGCACCCCAGCCCGCACCUGCAGGGCAACCUGCUCUCCCACUCCAGCAACCCGGCCCACCACAACACACACCUCCCGUCCUAUAACAACCCCAGUCCCGGCCUGCACUCCAACUCCACGCCUGCGCUUUUCGAGGAGCGCGCCCCACCUUCUGCCAUGAACCCCAUCAAGCGGGAUCUGACCCCCCACACCAUGAGCACAGGCCACUGCCCGGCCCCCAUGCCCCACUCCCCGUACCCCAAACCCCCUCUGGACUCCUCGCCGCACCAGGAAGACGCAAGUGGCUACUGCUUGCCCCAGCAAUCCUACCAGGGCAUGGGACACCGCUACCCGCCCCAGGCAGCUCAGGGUGCAGGAGUGCUGUGCCAGCUCCUGGACCCAGCAAAUGAUGACAGCUUCAGCGUAACCAGCCUGUAACAGCAGGUGCAGUCCAAGCUUUUACAAAAACUUGCGAACAUUGCUUUCUUUUUUUAAGGGGACUUGUGAGAGACUGUGAAACGAAGGGUGAGAAUUUAGCUGCCAGCUUUGGACAAUAAAGCUUUAAUUCUCCAGCAUUGACAAUCAAGAUCAACCCACAUAUUCAACUGUGUACAUACACACACAUAACACACAGAUACACACACACGUACACAGACACGCAUGCGCAGAUCAAGUCACAUAUCCAAACAUUACCACAUAAAGUCAUAUGUAAGCACUCUGCGCUGGAACGAGGGAAUGACCAAGAGGAGCUGAGAGGCGAAUACCAGACGCAAGAGGUCGGAGAUAAACCUAUUUCCUCAUCCCUUCGAGUGCUCCUGUGAAACAUGCAGUAUCUCACCAAAUAUUUUUCUUUCUGUUCCGUACACCUGCAAUGUAGACGAACUCAAAUCACACUUUCUCUCGCUCUUUCUGUUCCUCUUCUCUGUUGUCUCCCGGCUUCCCCUCCUCUGCUUAACCAGCAACAAUGUUCUGCACUCAGAUCACUUAAAUGUCUUGUGCCCCAAAAACCUAAGCCGCAUCUGAGCCAAAAUCAACUUUUGAAAAACCUUGAGCUUCGCCAGUGUCCCGCUCUGUGCACUCGUGUGUGUCGUGUCCCAUGAGAGAAAAAGUGGACUUAAAUGAGUUUCUGCUAUUAAAAUACCAGCAUCUGUACAUAUGAAUCCAGCUCCAAGCCAGGGGGCCUCUCGUCUCUCCGAAGGCCCAUCAUCUGCGUUCUGCCAUGGUUUCUCUGCUCUGGGGGGGGGAGGGGGCUCAACAUCCUGUGUUUUGCUGUUUUAACUAAAUGGGAAAGAGACAUUGAAAUUACGAAACGGCCCCAAAGAGACUUUUGUUGUUUUUUUGUUUUUUUUUUUUUUUUUUUUUUUGUUGUGUGUGCGUGUGAAUGCAAGACAGAGAAUGCAUUUGCGUGACUGGGGCGAUGCAUGUAUUUGCGCGCAUAUCCUGUAUAUGUGUGCGUGCGUGUGGGGUCAGAAGGUGGGAAGCUCCCGAGACGCCAAAGUCUUGGUGGGGCUUCAUUCUUACUUUCACUCUCUCCCUUCUUUUUAUGUGGUCUUGUGUUGUUUAGUGGUUUUUGUGAUGAAAAAGAAAUGUAUAUCAGUCUGUUACAUAUCAUGUAUGUAUCUGAGGUGCAAAAUAUUUAAA
Molecule: messenger RNA, 6794 nt
Organism: Cololabis saira (Pacific saury)
Lineage: Eukaryota; Metazoa; Chordata; Actinopteri; Beloniformes; Belonidae
Gene: ahdc1
Product: AT hook, DNA binding motif, containing 1
Exons: 6
Coding region: 936-5591 (1551 amino acids)
Source: RefSeq, a predicted model, not a curated record